This is a messenger RNA of Macroventuria anomochaeta, 1119 nucleotides long. Its product is annotated as NAD(P)-binding protein. The transcript has a single exon. Bases 121 to 1065 code for a protein of 314 amino acids. Lineage: Eukaryota; Fungi; Ascomycota; Dothideomycetes; Pleosporales; Didymellaceae. The record is from RefSeq and is a predicted model, not a curated record.
GUUGCAGUGUCUCCCAGCUACGCACUUCCGUUGUCAACAACGAUGGCCUUCCCCAUCUGGAAAAUCUGAAUGUAGCUGCUGCAUGUCAGCAGCGCAUUUAAAGUGCCUCCUCCUAUACACAUGGAAUUCCACGAACAAGCGAUCUCAGACUCACUCAGAAUCAUAGCCACUAGUCCAACAGGCGAGAUGUUCGCGGCCAACACCAAGCCCUACAACCUCCCCGCCGAUACAACAUGGUUCAUCACCAGUUGCUCAAGCGGCAUAGGCAAAGCCUUUGCCCAACACAUUGCGAGCAAACCCUCUCACCGUCUCAUCGCAACGGCCAGGAACCCCAAUGACCUGUCCUACCUCCCCGACAACAACACCAACAUCCUGAAGCUCGCACUCGACGUCACAUCUCCCAACGCCAUCAGCUGCGUCUUCAAAACCUCCAUCGAGCGAUUCGGCACCAUCGAUGUGCUCAUUAACUGCGCAGGCUACGCGCUCUCUGGCGACACCGAGUCCGCAACCGAAGCCGAAUCGCACGAGAUCAUGGAAACCAACUUCUUCGGCACAGUAAGAACCACACUCGCCGUUCUCCCGCACAUGCGCGAAGCAGGCAGAGGUGGGUUGGUUAUGAACAUCUCCUCCGUUGCUGGCGUCUGCGCCUUCCCGGGUCACGCAUUUUACCAUGCGUCCAAACACGCAGUCGAAGGCUGGACGGAGUCUCUCGCCAAAGAAGUGAGUCAGGAUUGGGGUAUUUCGUUUUGCAUUGUUGAGCCUGCAGCUGUGAAGACGAAUUUUGAGGGGCAUAGUAAGAAGAACACGAGUCCGCAUCCGGCGUAUGCGAAUCCGAAGAUGCCUGCUAGGAUUCUGCAGAGGUAUGUCGAUGCCGGUUUGAAACAGGGUGUUGGUAUGGAGCCGGAAGAUGUUGCGAGGGUUUUGUAUGACGUCGCAAAUAAGGGGGAGAACGUGCCGCUGCAUUUGCCGUUGAGUAUGAAUGCUUUUGGACUGAUCAAGGGGGCUUUUGAGGGGAGGUUGAACGCGUUGGAGGAGGUGAAGAGUGUUAGUGGGAGUUUGAGUUGACUCAACGUGCUUGUCUUCCUAGAAUGGUCAAAUGCUAUAUCACUCGGACGUGCC